GCACCCCCCCUGCCCGGGACAGCCUCUCCCACCGUGGUGUUCAACUCAGGGCUUGCAGCUGUGAAAAUCAAGAAGCCGAUCAAGACCAAGUUCCGCAUGCCGGUGUUCAACUGGGUCGCCCUCAAACCCAACCAGAUCAAUGGGACGGUCUUCAAUGAAAUAGAUGACGAAAGGAUCCUGGAGGAUUUAAAUGUGGAUGAAUUUGAAGAAAUAUUCAAAACAAAAGCCCAAGGUCCAGCCAUUGAUCUUACUUCAAGCAAGCAAAAGAUAACUCAGAAAGGGUCAAACAAAGUCACGUUACUGGAUGCCAACAGGGCAAAAAAUCUUGCCAUUACUUUAAGAAAAGCUGGAAAGACGGCAGAUGAAAUAUGCAAAGCUAUUCACGUGUUUGACCUGAAAACGUUGCCGGUGGAUUUUGUUGAAUGCCUCAUGCGGUUCCUCCCCACGGAGAACGAAGUGAAAGUGCUGCGGCUCUACGAGCGGGAAAGGAAACCCAUCGAGAACCUGUCUGACGAAGACCGGUUCAUGAUGCAGUUCAGCAAGAUUGAGAGGCUGAUGCAGAAGAUGACCAUCAUGGCGUUUAUAGGCAACUUUGCAGAAAGCAUCCAGAUGCUGACCCCGCAACUUCACGCAAUAAUAGCUGCAUCUGUCUCAAUAAAGUCAUCCCAAAAGCUUAAGAAAAUACUGGAGAUAAUCUUGGCUCUUGGAAACUACAUGAACAGCAGUAAACGAGGAGCCGUGUAUGGAUUUAAGCUACAGAGUUUAGACCUGCUCCUAGAAACAAAGUCAACAGACCGAAAGCAGACCCUGCUGCACUAUAUUUCAAAUGUGGUCAAGGAGAAGUACCAGCACGUAUCCCUCUUUUACAACGAACUUCAUUACGUAGAGAAGGCUGCUGCAGUGUCUCUUGAAAACGUCCUCUUGGACGUGAAGGAGCUGCAGAGGGGCCUGGAUCUGACGAAGCGUGAGUACACCAUGCAUGACCACAACACGAUGCUGAAGGAGUUCAUUCAGAACAACGAAGGGAAGCUGAAGAAACUGCAGGAUGACGCCAAAAUAGCCCAGGAUGCCUUUGAUGAUGCUGUGAAGUACUUUGGGGAGAAUCCCAAGACGACACCCCCCUCGGUCUUUUUCCCAGUGUUUGUCCGGUUUGUGAAGGCCUACAAGCAAGCAGAAGAGGAAAAUGAGCUGAGGAAAAAGCAGGAACAGGCCUUGAUGGAAAAACUUAUGGAGCAAGAAGCAUUGAUGGAGCAACAGGACCAAAAGUCUCCUUCACAUAAAACAAAGAGACAGCAGCAAGAGCUGAUUGCAGAGCUCAGACGGCGGCAAGUCAAGGAUAACAGGCAUGUGUACGAAGGGAAGGAUGGUGCUAUUGAAGAUAUUAUAACAGAUCUUAGAAACCAGCCAUACCGACGGGCCGACGCGGUGAGGAGAAGCGUCCGGCGGCGCUUUGAUGAUCAGAACUUGCGCUCUGCAAACGGUGCUGAAAUAACCAUGUGA
Messenger RNA from Fulmarus glacialis (Northern fulmar), 1500 nucleotides. Its product is annotated as formin-like protein 2. The transcript has 12 exons. The record is from RefSeq and is a predicted model, not a curated record. Gene Ontology annotation, cellular component: cytosol. Gene Ontology annotation, molecular function: actin filament binding. Lineage: Eukaryota; Metazoa; Chordata; Aves; Procellariiformes; Procellariidae. The coding region runs from base 97 to 1500 and encodes 467 amino acids. Gene Ontology annotation, biological process: regulation of cell shape; cell migration; cortical actin cytoskeleton organization.